Molecule: messenger RNA, 1443 nt
Organism: Colletotrichum spaethianum
Lineage: Eukaryota; Fungi; Ascomycota; Sordariomycetes; Glomerellales; Glomerellaceae
Product: sphingosine N-acyltransferase-like protein fum18
Exons: 4
Coding region: 1-1443 (480 amino acids)
Biological process (GO): ceramide biosynthetic process
Cellular component (GO): membrane
Molecular function (GO): sphingosine N-acyltransferase activity
Source: RefSeq, a predicted model, not a curated record
AUGAGCGACACCGCCAGCAACGAGGCCUCGUCGCCAACAUUCGAAAAGCCUGUCACCAGCUCCUCCGCCCCUCAGAUCCAACGCAAUGCCAGCACCAAGCAGCUGAAGCUGAUGAACGGCCCCCUUUACCAGCAAGGCCACAACAAUGUUAACGUUGUGCUCAUUCGAAGAGUCAGGAGGACAGACGACAGCGCCUGGAAGAUGUUGAGCCGCUGGAUGGUCGAGAACCAAGUUGGUCUCUCCUUCAACCUUCUGGCCCUCCUCUUUCUCGCCCACUUCUUCAUCCCGAAAGCGCAGCCUCACACGGUCAAGUUCUUUACUCUUUCAUACUACAACCAACAAACUGGCCAGUAUGGCACCGGUCUUGGCGACUCCUGCCUCCUCGCCUUCUGCAUUGUCCUCUACACCGGCCUCCGCGCCGCGACCAUGGAGUACGUGCUGGCACCCUUGGCUAAGGGAUGGGGCAUCAAGAAGCGCAAGGACCUUACUCGCUUCAGUGAGCAGGCCUGGCUGUUGAUUUACUACAUGGUUUUCUGGCCUCUUGGUGUGUACAUCUACAAGUCGUCUCCCUACUGGCUGAACCUCAGGGAGCUGUGGACGAACUGGCCUCAGCGUGAGCUUUCUGGCCUCAACAAGUUUUACAUCCUAGCGCAGUGGGCUUUCUGGCUGCAGCAGAUUCUGGUUAUCAACAUUGAGGAGCGUCGCAAGGACCACUGGCAGAUGUUCACCCACCACAUCAUCACUUGCACCCUGAUUUCCGCCUGCUACAGCUACCACCAGACUCGCGUCGGAAACCUCAUCCUUGUUCUUAUGGAUGUUGUUGACCUCUUCUUUCCUCUUGCCAAGUGCCUCAAGUACGUUGGGCUCAACACCCUCUGCGACUUCAUGUUCGGCGCUUUUGUUCUGUCGUGGUUGCUUGCCCGUCAUGUCUUCUACCUGAUGGUUUGCUGGUCUAUUCACACCCACAUUCCCGAGGAAAUCCCCGACUCCUGCUACACAGGCCAGCACCCUAACCUGAACGGACCACUGCCCAUCCCUGAAGGCAAGAGCUGGAUGCUGGAGCCUUUUUACAAGACGGAUGGCAUCGUUUGCUGGAACUCUACCAUUCGCUGGUCGUUCCUUUCCACUCUCCUCGUGCUGCAGGUCAUUACCAUCGGAUGGUUUUUCAUGAUUCUGCGUGUCGUCAUGAAGGUCCUCCGUGGCGGAAACGCCGAGGACACCCGCAGCGACGACGAGGGCGAGUGUGAGGAAGAGGAAGAUUACGUUUACGAGGAGGCUCAACCUCUCGAGGAGGAGGUUGGCGUCGAGGACAUUGACCUCAAGAGCUGGGAGCGGAGAACGGGUAUCAAGAGACAAGCAAGCUCGUCGGGCGUCAGUCUACCGGGUCACAGCGACCGCAAGGAGUUGCUCGGUAGAAUCGGCUGCGAGAAGCAGGUCGACUAA